GCCUAGCGAUGCCCAGCAUCAUUUGUAUACGCGGCGUGCGUGUUAUUAAGGUUAGAUAGAAAAAUUCAUUUUAAACAUGGUUCUUAAAAAGAUGGAUAAUCGUAUUCGAGUUUUACUCGAAAAUGGUGUUGCGACUGGACACCGAACGAUGUUUAUCGUUAUUGGAGAAAAAGCAAGAGACCAAGUUGUUUUACUUCAUCAUAUGUUAUCGAAAAGCAUCAUAAGAGCUAGACCAUCUGUUCUUUGGUGUUACAAAAAGGAAUUGGGGUUCAGUAAUCACAGAAAGAAGAAAAUGAAGUCCUUACAAAGAAAAGUUAGAUCUGGGAAGUUGGAUGUUAACGAGGAUGAUCCAUUCGAAUCAUUCGUUGUAUCCACUAAUAUACGUUAUUGCUACUAUAAUGAAACCCAUAAGAUAUUAGGAAAUACUUAUGGCAUGUGUGUUUUACAAGACUUUGAAGCAAUUACACCAAAUUUGUUAGCACGUACUAUCGAAACUGUAGAAGGAGGAGGUAUUAUCAUAUUCCUUCUACAGUCUGUAAAUUCACUGAAGCAGCUGUACACAAUAAAUAUGGAUGUACAUCAAAGGUUCCGCACAGAAGCACAUCGAGAUAUUGUAGGUCGCUUUAAUGAAAGGUUCCUCCUGUCUUUAGCAUCAUGUAAAAGAUGCCUAGUUGUCGAUGAUCAAUUAAAUGUAUUACCUUUAUCAUCGCACAAUUUGAAAAUUGAAGCUGUCCAAAAAUUGACUACUUCUGGAGAACAUGUAGAAUUGGAUGCACUAAAAGAAAAUUUAAAAGACACACAACCCAUUUCUUCUCUUGUUAAUUGUUGCAAAACAAUUGAUCAGGCUAAAGCACUUCUUAAAUUCAUUGAAUGUAUAUCAGAGAAAACAUUAAGAUCUACUGUUUCUUUAACUGCUGCUAGAGGACGUGGAAAAUCUGCAGCAUUGGGUUUAGCUAUUGCUGGUGCCAUAACAUUUGGUUAUUCAAACAUUUAUAUUUCUAGUCCAAGUCCGGAGAAUUUAAAUACCCUAUUUCAGUUCAUUUUUAAAGGCUUUGAUGCACUUGGAUAUCAAGAACAUCUUGAUUAUGGACUAGUACAAUCAACAAACCCUGAAUUUAAUAAAGCUACUGUCCGUGUAAAUGUUUUCCGGGACCACAGGCAAACAGUUCAGUACAUUCAUCCAACUGAUGCGCAUAAAUUAGCUCAAGCUGAACUACUUGUAAUUGAUGAGGCUGCUGCAAUACCUCUCCCUUAUGUGAAAGCUAUGCUUGGUCCUUAUUUAGUAUUUCUUGCGUCAACUAUCAAUGGAUACGAGGGCACAGGUAGAUCGUUGUCACUGAAAUUAUUGCAUCAAUUACGUAGCCAAACGGUUGGUUCUAAUAAGCAUGAAAAACUUGAUAAGGAGCAGAACGAAAAAACCGUCAUUGGUAGACAACUUCAUGAACUUACACUCGAAGAAUCUAUCCGUUACAAACCAGGCGACUCAGUCGAGCAAUGGCUAUGUGAUUUAUUAUGCUUAAAUGCUAACACAAAUACACCAAUAUUAUCUGGAUGUCCACCUCCCGAUUUGUGUCAGUUAUAUUAUAUAAACAGAGAUUCUCUAUUUUCAUACCACAAAGCAUCCGAAUUAUUUUUACAAAGACUGGUGGCCCUCUACGUCGCUUCUCAUUACAAAAAUAGUCCGAAUGACUUGCAAAUGAUGUCUGAUGCUCCAGCGCAUCAUCUGUUUUGUCUUCUGGGUCCAGUUGACUCGAAUAAGAAAAUGUUGCCAGAGAUAUUAGUAGUAAUUCAAAUUUGCUUAGAAGGUGAAGUGAGUAAGAGCACCAUAAACGAUGGGCUCGUGCGGGGGCACAGGGCAGCCGGUGAUCUUAUACCUUGGACUAUAGCGCAACAAUAUCAAGAUCAAGAUUUUCCUUCAUUAGCGGGUGCGCGUAUCGUUCGCAUCGCGACACAUCCGGAUUAUCAUGGGAUGGGAUAUGGCAGUCGUGCAUUAGAAUUACUGAAGCAAUACUAUGAAAUGAAAAUACUUAAUAUCAAUGAAAAAUCUCCGAAAACGCCAACUAUAGAAAUCUCUAAAGUACAAGAUGAAGAAGUUAGUUUACUUGACGAGAGAAUUGAACCUCGAGCCUCCUUGCCGCCUCUACUUUUGAAGCUAAGUGAAAGACCUCCAGAAAGUCUGGAUUAUUUAGGUGUGUCUUUCGGUGUUACUGAACAGUUGUUGAAAUUUUGGAAACGGGCUAGUUUCGUGCCUGUUUACCUAAGGCAAACUGCGAACGAUAUUACAGGCGAGCAUUCUUGCAUAAUGUUGUAUAAACUCAGUUCCGAACAGGAGGAGGAUGUUAGGUGGUUGCAAGAUUAUUGGAACGAUUUUCGACGACGAUUUAUUACACUACUGUCUUUCUCAUUUAAUUCAUACCAAUCUUCAUUGGCAUUGAGCAUACUAAUGAAUAAAACAUUCUCUGCGGACAUCACUACCUUGAAGAAAGAAGCAUUGGAUGUACACUUUACUUCAUAUGAUUUAAAACGUUUAGCUAUGUAUAGUAAUAACAUGGCAGACUAUCAUUUGAUAAUGGAUCUGUUACCACCGCUAGCUCGUUUAUACUUUUUAAAUAUGAUGGGCGAUACUCAUUUAUCAACAGUACAAUCGGCUAUAUUAUUAGGAUUGGGCUUACAACAUAAAACUGUUGAUAAAUUGGCGGAAGAAUUGAAUUUACCAGCUUCACAAUUGCUUGGUCUGUUCAAUCGAAUUAUACGUAAAUGUAUACAGUAUUUAAAUGGUAUAUCCGAGAACUAUAUUGAAAAUACUAUGAUGAGGAAGGAACUUAAUGCUGAGAAUGUACAACUUAAUCCAGUAAUUGGGAAAAGCUUACACGAUGAAUUGGAAACUGCGGCUAAGCAAUUGAAAGCAAAACAAAGAACUGAAUUGGAAAAAUUGAAAAGGGAAAAUUUAGAUCAAUAUGCCAUUAAAGGUUCAGAAGUUGAUUGGAAAGACGCUCUUUCUGGAAAAAAGAGCAAAAGUCUCAUUUCAAUAAAAAGUAGUGAAAAAAAAAUAUCUGAAGAUGACAAUGUCUUAGAACUCCAAAAGAAGCAGUCUAAAAAAAGAAAACGACAUUCGUUUAAAACUUGACUGGUGUAAAGUAUUUUACUUUUAUUGUAAAUAAUAUAUAUUAAUAUAUGUAAAUAAAUAAUAUAUAAAUUAUUA
Messenger RNA from Megalopta genalis, 3202 nucleotides. RefSeq names its product RNA cytidine acetyltransferase l(1)G0020. Gene Ontology annotation, molecular function: ATP binding; tRNA binding; 18S rRNA cytidine N-acetyltransferase activity. NCBI's taxonomy places the organism in Eukaryota, Metazoa, Arthropoda, Insecta, Hymenoptera, Halictidae. Gene Ontology annotation, cellular component: 90S preribosome; nucleolus. Gene Ontology annotation, biological process: rRNA acetylation involved in maturation of SSU-rRNA. The record is from RefSeq and is a predicted model, not a curated record.